Plutella xylostella (diamondback moth) is the source of this 3327-nucleotide messenger RNA. The record is from RefSeq and is a predicted model, not a curated record. Lineage: Eukaryota; Metazoa; Arthropoda; Insecta; Lepidoptera; Plutellidae.
CAAGCAAUGAACGCAAAAAAAGCCCCCGGAUCCGAUGGCUUCACUGCCGAUAUCUGUGGCGCAGCCAUUCAGUGCGAUAGGGAGGUGUUCAUGGCGAUAGCCAAUAAGUGCUUAUCGUUUAAACAUUUCCCAUCCCAAUGGAAAACGGCCCACGUGGUUAUCUUGCGGAAAGCUGGCAAAGAGGACUAUACACACCCAAAAUCCUACAGACCAAUAGGGUUACUCUCAGUUCUCGGAAAAAUUGUUGAAAAACUAAUGGUCAGUCGCCUCCAGUGGCAUAUCUUCCCGACGCUUAACAUAAAACAGUACGGCUUCAUGCCUCAGAGAGGAACCGAGGACGCCCUCUAUGACCUCGUAGAACACCUAAGAGAGGGAAUAAACAGUAAAAACAUCGUCAUUCUCAUCUCCCUGGACAUAGAGGGUGCUUUCGACAACGCAUGGUGGCCCGCUUUAAAACAUCAACUGACAAAGAAAAGGUGCCCACGAAAUCUGUACGAGAUGGUAUGCUCUUAUCUCAGUGACCGAAAAAUCAAGGUCAAUUACGCUCGUGCAGCAUGUGAGAAGGGAACCACUAAAGGAUGUGUCCAAGGCUCCAUAGGAGGACCGACGUUCUGGAACAUCAUACUCGACUCACUGCUACACAAACUAGAGGCUGAGGGAGUGUAUUGCCAAGCUUUCGCAGAUGAUGUGGCCCUUGUCUUCACAGGUCAAGCAGUAAACACCCUAGAGGAGUCAGCGAACAAAGUACUAAAUGGAAUAGUGGAAUGGGGAACUCGGAACAAACUCAACUUCGCACCGCAUAAGACCAACGCGAUGCUACUAACAAAGAAGAUGAAGUACGAUCUACCCCAACUAUCCAUGGCUGGCACAAAAAUUAAUCUCGUAGAGGAAAUAAAACUGCUGGGCCUCAUCAUAGACCGCAGGUUAACUUUUAAAGCUCAUAUUACCGCUCAGUGUAAAAAGGCAGCGGAUAUUUACAAACAGCUAGCGCGAGCGGCGAAAGUAACCUGGGGACUUAACGGUGAAAUUGUGAGGACAAUAUACAUCGCAGUAGUGGAGCCCAUCAUGACAUACGCCGCAAGCGUCUGGUCGGAAGCCGUUGAACUGGAAAUGAACAAAAAACAACUGUUCUCGCUGCAAAGAGGUUUCGCGCAGAAAAUAUGCAAAGCCUACCGAACAGUGUCGCUCACAUCUGCACUGGCACUAUCGGGAUUGCUGCCUCUCGAUCUCAGAAUACAGGAGGCAGCAAAUCUGUACAAAUCCAAAAAACUUUUGUCAACCGACUACCUCCCGCCAGGCAAAGAGCUCGAACGGAAAGUAGGGUACCUGGACUUACCACAUCCGUCCACACUUACCUCUACCAACUACGAGUUCUUUGAAAACACCAACCCGUUGCAUACCGGUUCCCAAAUCUUCACGGAUGGAAGCAAGAUAGAGGGAAAAGUCGGCGCCGCCCUAAGUUGGUGGGAGGAUGGAAAAGAAAAACUGUCCGAGACUUUUGGUCUCCACCCGUCGUGCACGGUCUUCCAAUCGGAACUUUAUGCCCUUCACAGGGCAACAAGACUGGUGAGCUCUAGUACGGAUAACAAAGUGAACAUCUUGAGCGACUCGAGAUCAUCACUCGAUCUGCUCCGAAAUCCGAAACUGAGCCACCCCCUGGCAAGAAGCAUAAAGGAAAACAUUGCGAGGGUCGUGUGCGAGGGCAGGGAGAUAAAAAUGUUCUGGCUGAGGGCACACAUUGGAACUGCCGGGAACGAAAGAGCCGAUGAGCUCGCCAAAACGGCAGCUCUACAAAGCACCUCCCACGACUAUGACAAAGUCCCCCUGUCCUAUGUCAGGAAAAAGAUCAGAGAGGAAUCGGUCCGGAAAUGGCAAGACCGAUAUGCGACAUCCAGUACAGGAGCAGUCACGCGUAAAUUCUUACCGGAUGUCAACCAAGCUUACCGGAUUACGCGAAGUGCCAAACUGACCCCUGCUCACGUACAAAUGCUGACUGGACAUGGGGGGAUGGGAGAGUAUUUGUACAGAUUUAAACUCAAAGAAAGCCCAGAAUGUGAAUGCGACCCCAACAUCAUUGAAUCGGUCUGGCAUAUAAUUCUCGACUGCCCCCGUUUCCUUGCUGCAAGACAAGAUCUGGAGACAUUGAUAGACAGGAAUUUGGUGGAGUCAGAAUUAAAAGAUAUUCUGGCAGACACCAAGCAUAGACCUCAUUUUCUAUCUUAUUCAGAUCGUGUCUUCAGAGUAGCAGCCAGGAGAAACAGCACCAUACCCCGCCCCGACCCGCAAUCAAUACCAGUAUAUCAAGCCUCAGUCACAACCAUCACAGCACCACCACAAGCAACUCCUAAAGAAACAGCAACACAUCAGCUGUUGGAUUGUGGAGAAAAAGGAGAAGCUAGACUAAGACUCCGAAGCGUGGCUCUGUUCAUGGACGGAAGCAGUGAAAGACUCGGCAUCAGCUUCUGUAUCUCAGGGGCGCGAAAGAGCGUGGCCAUAUCACCCGGCCUAGCCUCUCUCCUAAAUGGGAGCACAUCGAAGGCUACCAUGAAGCGUAAAGCCUACGACGCAUUGCCAGUAACCCUAGUGGGAAAUCAGCCCUGCAGACUAGUGCGAUGGCGUAACAAGACCAUCGCACUAUUCGAGUGGGCCGACGACACCCCGUUCGUUCAGGCAUGCUCAUGGCUCAGUAAGCUUGGAGAGAUAGCGCUAGACAGUAACGUCCCCAGGAUAAUAAGCGUAGACGCAAUGGUGAUCGAGUAUAGGAAAGGCGAAAUUGUUGACCAGCUGGGUUGCCUAAAAGCCUCAAAACAUCAUGAAAUAGUGGUGUACGAGGACAGAGGCGAAGAUCUAAGCUUUCUCAAAGGUCAUAUACUUGCGAGGGGCAUUGACAACUGCCACCAACAAGCCGAAUACUUGGUCACCGGAUCUGAACGCCUACAGGAGAGGAUGACCGCUGGGGCUGUCGCCGCUUCAGAACAACGGAACAUGGAAAGGAGGAUGCACAAUUUAACAUCGCAAGGGCGUGUCCAAGGGUUCCUCCAGGCUUUUAAAGCAGCUGCCUCAAGCCUUAUAGGAAAACCACAGAGGACACCCGAGAGGCGCCAAAUCUCCAGAGAACCUAAAACUGGAAAAAGGCUUGCCCAGAGGAAAAUUACUCGAGCGGGCCAGGUGGUCCCACGGAAGCUGAAAACAGCUACCACCUCAAAAGACCAUCUAGAGAAUGCCGCCAUCGAAUUUAUGGCAAUUACAACCGCCACAAAGCAGUCUAAGGGCGGCCUGCCGGCCGGCCCCGGGCCGCCCUUCGCCGCCUGCCGCCCCGGGCUGUAG